CUCGCGAAUUCAGUAUUCAUUAGGUCGCGAAGACUAUCACUGGAUAGCCUGAAUUUAAAUUAUUCAAAAAUGUACCGCUUGUUAAUUAUUGCUCUCACCUUUGCAAAUGCUUUGGCUGAAACACCUGUGAGCAGAUGCGGGGAUUCACCGUUUCCAACUUACGUCCAAAUCGAAGGAUGCGAUAUACAACCAUGCCCAAUAAUAAAAGGAACAACUGGAAGGUUUCAUCUGGAGUUUGUCGCGGAUUUUGAUGCAAAGAAUUUGACUACCAAUGUAGUUGCCAAAAUUUUCGGUAUGAGUGUUGCAUACCCGGUACCAGAUGACCAGAAAUACACUUGCCAACAUUUGCUCCAUGGAAGCUAUUGUCCGAUAUACAAAGGAGAGGACGUGAGCUACGUAUUUGAACUCUUCAUCGGAACAUUUUAUCCUGAAAUUUCACUGAGUGUAGAAGUUUCUGUAACGGAUGAGAAAGAUCGAGUUCUGACAUGUUUCAGUGCAGCGAUUUCAGUGAAAAAAGGAGAGUAGUGAAAUCAUAGUGAAUUGGAAUUACGUGCGCGUGAAUUGCUCUCUAUAUUUUGUAACCUUUAUAUUUUGAUGCGUCAGUAAUAUCUUGUACCUGCAGUGUAUGAUUAAUUUCGAUAUAAUAAAAUGUAACCAAUGAUUUACUUUAGAAGCUCGAUA
Hermetia illucens (black soldier fly) is the source of this 681-nucleotide messenger RNA. Its product is annotated as NPC intracellular cholesterol transporter 2-like. Gene Ontology annotation, biological process: sterol transport. Gene Ontology annotation, molecular function: sterol binding. Lineage: Eukaryota; Metazoa; Arthropoda; Insecta; Diptera; Stratiomyidae. The transcript is spliced from 3 exons. Bases 70 to 525 code for a protein of 151 amino acids. The record is from RefSeq and is a predicted model, not a curated record.